AUGGACUUGGCCACAACGCUCAAGCAAUUUGAAGAGAUCCAGGGCUCGGGGGUUGAGCACACGGUUCCUUUGAAACAUUUUGCUCGCCUCAAGCUCUUUAGCGUGUUGCGUAUGAAAAAAGAGUUUGAGUUAAUAUUGACAGAAUUCAACAGUCAUCACAGAGAAAAAUCCGUAGAUUCGACAUCCUGGAUGUUCGCUGGGGCUCUGGAAGCAGCGACCAUUUUAGGUCGUCGACAGGAAGUUGUGAAGGACGUUUUCCAGCAAUUAUUGGGGAUAGAAGAAGAGGUGGAAGUGAGUGGAGAGAGUGUGUAUCAGACGCUGCUGGAGACCCAGGAACGUGGGCUGAAAUUGUCAGAUUUUGCCUGUCGAACCCUGACUGGCCAAUUCGAUGUGUUGCUUGCACUCGCCAAUGAUAUGCCACGCCAAGGACUCAAAUGGGACCAAUCAGUCUACAAAAUAGUUGCAUUGGCCCAUAUUCGCAACGGAUCUAUCGACAAAGCUCAGUACGAUUACGCUCUGGAAAUGUUCAAGACGUUGAUGGGUGAUGGUGCUCCGGGUGCGUGGGCUUACGUGAAGGCUUUAAACGCUGCUGUUAACGUCAAGAGCCACUCGUCUGUGAUCGAGAUCUUGCGUCAUAUGCAAGGGCAUGAGCAUCUUGUCAGCUAUGCACUUACUCCUAGCAACACGCUCAAUUCGUUGCUAGCUGGGUCAGAGGACAUUUGCAACGCACACAAGACGGGCAAACCUUUUCCGUACCAAGUGUCAAUGAGUGUGGAAGCGAAACAAUUCUCGGAGGUGCUAUCACUGGCUGCUGAUGCAACAGACCAAGGUUUAAAACUCACCCCGUCGAUGUGCCGCUGUGUUGUGCUGGCUCACAUUUGCAGCGGGUCAAUGCAACAAGCGAGGCAGCUAUUGGAUGGUAAUGCUGAGCGUAUGCAAAAUAGCAAUAUCAACGUGAAUGUCGAAGACUGGCUCAUGGCCUUGGAUCUAGCGCUGCAGCUUCCGGAUCGCGCGAUCUACUGGGAACAACUGCGCACGUUGCUGCGACUUCAUGGGAAAGUUUCGUUGAGCGAAUUCCGCUAACACCUUUUGCUGCCUGAAGAUAAUGGCCACCUCGACGCAGCAAGCUCGCGAUAGUUCUCUAUCUUUUUUAAAGGUAGACUUCGCUGCUUAUGUUAUGUUAGCUUGAACUGUAACGACU
Phytophthora nicotianae INRA-310 is the source of this 1201-nucleotide messenger RNA. RefSeq lists its product as hypothetical. Bases 1 to 1083 code for a protein of 360 amino acids. Lineage: Eukaryota; Oomycota; Peronosporomycetes; Peronosporales; Peronosporaceae. Gene Ontology annotation, molecular function: protein binding. The transcript is spliced from 6 exons. The record is from RefSeq and is a predicted model, not a curated record.